AUGCCAAAGCGAAAGUCUUUUGUGUCUAAAAAUCAAAGCUCAAAGCUUUCAAAAUUAGAUGAGGCUGGAAAAGAAAACCAUGAUGUAAAAGCUCAAGCUAUUAACUCAAAAUUCCUUUUGAUGUGCCCCUCGGACUUCUUCAAAUUUUAUCAAUUUUGUUGUUCAAUUUCGUCUGAUGCCCCUUUAGACGCUUUAUUUCAUGACACUGGCUUGAGACUUGUCGGGCCAUUUGAAGUUCUAGCUGAUAAGAACUCUUGUUCUGGGUAUGAUUGUCUAACCGAUUAUUACCGCUAUUUCCACGACCCACCUGAAUUUGUCACCGUUUUAACUGAGGAUGGUGAACACCCAUUUCACAUAGGGUACUUCAGAGAUGAUUACACAGAAGUGCCAAAAUUUUUGGCUUCGUCAAGUCCACAGGAAUCAGGAAAAUUAGUAAUUGUAGGAGGUGAUAUUUUCGCUGCCAUAUUUGAAUAUCUUGAACAGAAGAAAAAGAAAAAGUCGGAUAUUUAUCAAAAAUUGAUGACAUUUGUAAAAGAAAACAGAUUAACACUUGUGAAGAAGAACUCCGUCAAAAGAAAACCGACUUGCAAAACUCUUAAUGAGGUCGGAAUUGAAAUUAAGCUUCAUGGUGAUAUUGGUUAUCGACCUGUGAAUGCUACUAAUAGUACAUUAGGAACUGAGUUGCUGAAACAAAUUAUUCCCACUCCCCCAAACAAUUAUACAUGCCAGCAAUCUUAG
This is a messenger RNA of Rodentolepis nana, 738 nucleotides long. The record is from the annotation of a GenBank genome assembly. Lineage: Eukaryota; Metazoa; Platyhelminthes; Cestoda; Cyclophyllidea; Hymenolepididae.